GCUCGUGCUUGGAGCAACAGAUGCCACGAUGUGGAAUAAAGCCCUUCAGAGCGGGGGAGGGUGGAGGAGUAGUGUGGCAAACUCCACUCACAGCGAGAGACGCUCACACUGCUUGUGUAUCCACUCAUGGAGAGACUUUCGGUCCUUAUCGUUUGCGACAACUAUCAGAUAAACCCGAGGCUCGCGACGUUAUGAAUUUCACCACGCGCAAAACAUGCCGUAAAACCUGCUUAGGGUUCAUCUGACAAAGUUGGCUGGCUGUCCUGGGACGAAACAGAUUAAAGGGGAUAGUACAUGGAUAUUUCUCAGUCGUUGGUCAAUCUCGGCUGAGAGCACAAAAUUGACCACUACUUAAGCUGUUAAUCGUGGAGAAACGAAAAGAAAAACGAGCAAGUGGGCAUGCCACCCAAGAAAAAGGGUUCGGCGGACCGUCAGGACUCAGGGGCCACUGAGGAGAAGGAGAAGAAUGCCCAAGUCCAGCUCGAGAAGGCCAAGUAUAAGCCUGUUGCUUUCGCCGUUCGCACAAACUUCACCUACACUCCUGCAGAUGAUGACAACGUCCCCAUACCAGGGCACGGGGUUUCCUUUGAAGCAAAAGACUUCCUACAUAUCAAAGAGAAGUUUAAUAAUGACUGGUGGAUUGGACGGCCUGUAAAGGAAGGGGGAGAGGUUGGUUUUAUCCCCAGCCCAGUGAACCUGGAGACGAUUCUGAUCAGGAGAGAGGUGCAGGCCAGGAAGGCCGCCAAAGCUCUGGCCAAUAAAGCGGCUAGUUCUGCCAAAGAUGAUUUGAACGCAAAGAAAGCGGCUCCACCUCCAACAGUUCAGCAAGUGAAGAAGAAAUCGGGAGAGCAACUGGCUGCAUAUGAUGUUGUGCCUUCCAUGCGUCCUGUGGUGCUCAUGGGGCCUUCGCUCAAGGGCUAUGAGGUUACGGACAUGAUGCAAAAAGCUCUCUUUGAUUUUUUAAAACACAGAUUUGAAGGAAGAAUAACUAUCACCCGGGUGACGGCAGAUAUUGCACUUGCCAAGCGGUCAAUCCUCAACAACCCCAGCAAACACGCCAUAAUGGAUCGCUCCAACACCCGCUCUAGUUUGGCCCAAAUCCAAGGAGAGGUUGAGAGGAUUUUUGAGUUAGCACGCAGCCUACAGCUUGUGGUUCUGGAUGCCGACACCAUUAACCACCCUCUCCAACUAAGCAAGACCUCCUUGGCCCCGAUCCUGGUGUAUGUCAAGAUUUCAUCACCUAAGGUUCUGACAAGAUUGAUAAAGACCAGGGGAAAAUCUCAGACUAAACAUUUGAAUGUCCAGAUGGUGGCCGCAGACAAACUGGCCCAGUGUCCUAAUGAGCUGUUCGAUGUCAUUUUGGAUGAAAACCAGCUGUCAGAUGCCUGUGAACACAUCGCUGAUUACCUGGAGGCCUACUGGAGAGCCACACACCCUCCUGAAAUGGAACCUCCCAACCCCAUGCUGGAGAAACUGGCAGAAAACACACUCCCUACCAGCCCCACACCUGCUAAGGACGAACAGAAAAGCAAGAAGACGGCUGCCACAAAAAGAAAAGGAUCUCAAGAGCACCAGCAGGAGCAUCUGCCCCAGGCUCAGGAGACGAGAGAGGAGGAGGAGGAGGAAGAAGAAGAGGAAGAGGAAGUGCAGGAGAAGGCAGAGGAGGAGGAGAGGCUUCUUCGUAGCGAGCCAAAGAGACACAGCCAUCACCAUCACCACCAUCAUCACCACCGCUCCAGCACCAGCCGACCGACCGAGCCCCACAACAAACACCAGCACCACGUGCGCCACCAGCAGCCCACUGACAUGGAGCAGCUUCCCACUAAAGACACUUCAUACACGGAGCCCCGGAGCAGGCGCGCUCUCCCGGACGAGGGCGAACCGGACCAAACCGAGGUCUACCACAACAGGACUACAACUCAAAGGGACCAUAACCACCACCAUCACAACCAUCACCAUAGACAUCACCACCACCGCCGCGGCGGGACCACGGACAUUCAGCCGGAUUAUUCCCACCACGGGCAGCAGGACUACGAGCUGGAGCACAACGAGCACAACAGGCAACAGAGACAGCCGAUACAGCUGCGCUCGCACCAACAAUCACACCACUACGCUCACCCACACCACAACCACUAUCACUACCAGGGACGGGAAAGGGACAGGGAGAGGGACAGAUGCGUGGAGACGGAGGAGUGGACUGAAGACAUGUACAUUCAUCGCUGAGAUGGACAUUGUUUUAAUGCUGCUAUGUGAAAUGCUGGCUACCGUGUACUCAGGAUAACAUGUUUUCUCUUUAUUUAUCCAUUCUGCUGAGUUAUUGCCUACUCUGGUCGACAUCUAACUUUCCUUGAUUUUGAGUCUGUAAUUCAUAUAAUUAGGUUUCCUUGGCUUUAUAUGCCUCUUGCUACAGUAUCAGGCCUGUGAUUACCGUAUUUUUAAAUGAUUUCAGCAUGUUUGGUCCUUCCAAUUCCAUAUGUGGUGAAAUCCUUGCUUGUUGUUAACAGUCAUAUACAAAUAUUUUUUUCAAAUAAUUUCAUGAAACGCACAUAUGCAAACUGGUCAUACCCAUGAAAAUAUUAAGAAAAUAAUUAACAAGAAAUAUUAGCAUUUACACACAAAUAAGCUGUAUGCAGGACUGGGCAAAAUUCACUCUGUGCUGUUAUUGGCUGCAUUAAAAUUAGGCAAACUAAAGAACCCUUUUGUGGUUGUCAUAGGCUUUUCACCUCAAGGACUGGAAGGUCCAUUUUUAUCAACAUUGAAACAAGGACAGUCUAGUCUAGUAAUUUUUAUUUAUUUUAUCCACCUUAUUUUUAACAUUUUUGACUUGAAUGUGCAAGGCUUCCAAUUUUUAGCUGUACGAAAACAAUGUGUUAUGGCGCUUGAUAUUACAAACUGGUAUUUGUUCUCAUAUUUUAAUUUAAUGUAAUAAUCACAGAGCAGAUAAUUUUACUGUUUACUGCACUUUUUUUAUUAGUCAAGUUAUUUACCUACCCAGACAGCAACAUAAUGUGGCCCAGAUCCGGCCCACAUCUGAUACAUGUGGAUUACACACGGACCAGAUGUGGGCCGGAUCUGGGACGACAUUAUGUUGUUGUCUGGGUAUAGGGGCUAUUGAAGCAGAAGUCUCGCACAUUCAGAGGAAAUUGCUUCCGUUUUGUAUAUUUUCAGUGUUAUAGUACUUUCACCUAUCCUUACUUAAAACAGAGACAAGACAUUUGUAGGUUAAUUUAACUGAAAAGUAUAAACGCUGUGGCACAACAAUUGACCAUUUCGACCAGCCUGACAGCAACCGGGGCUCAACCAAUGACAUGGGUUUGGGGGCAGGGCUAUAUAUUUUUCUGACUAAUGGCAGAUUGUGUGGGGAGAGGUAUUCAAGAAGCUUGUUUGAAGUCAUUAUUUUUGCAAUUCCAUUUGCUGACACUAAGGGGCUGUUUACACGGCACCAUUUUCAACUAAAGAUGGAAAACUUUAUGAGUUUUUGCUGUUAAUUUACACAAAGGCAUUUUGGAGCUUGAAAACGGGUUUUAAUGUUCAAGUUUUUAAAGACGAUGCCGUUAUCGUGAAUUUGUGAAAACGGUGACGUCAUGCACAUGCGUAUUACGUGUUCAGUCAAUAGGCACGUAGUGUUUCUUUACAAAGUGACAUCGCCAACUACUGGCCUGGCAGCAUAAUACAGCAUUUUUAGUCAUUUUCACGAAUCUGUGUGAACAGGACUGUUUUGACAACGUUGUCAUCUGUACGCGAAAAACACAAAAGGUAAAACUUUUCCGUUUUUAGUACAUCGUCGUGUAAACGUACCCUGAGAGCAAUUACGAACUAUUUCACGUUGGCUUUAAUGUAUACAUUGUUCAGUGUUUAGUUUGGCCAGGUUUUGUAGAUAGGUUUUGUCAUAACAAAAUUUAAUUCAGUAAAUUUUAUGUUAUUAAAGGAUUGUUUGUGUCAAUAUAAAGACAUAGUCAUGUUAAAUCAACUCUCAAGCCAUAUUACUGUAUGUGUUCUUUGCUCAUGCAAAAUUAUUGCAAAUGAACACUGUUGAUGUUUAUGAACAGUUUGUUUUUCCAUAUUUAUUAUAUACAAUGUGAUAAUUUUAGCCAACCAGCUGCAUGUAUUUAUAAUUUUCAAAAUGUUUAAGUAUAUACAGUAUGUAUAUCAAAUGGAUAUCAUUUUUUCCUUAACCGCAAGUUUCAUGUUCAUAAAGUAAAAAGGCACACUCAAAUGUCUUGAGCGAAAAAAGUACGAUGAUUGAGAAAAUACCUGUUGUGCAACAGCAUGGUAAAAGUUUUGUUUCCAGUUAUGAUAAAAAUGGAAAGAGAAAGAUGGCAACGAUAUAUAAGCACUCAAAUCUGUAUAUAUUCUUAAUGCACCUGGAGCCAUGACUUUUAUUUACAUUUUAUACCUUUAUGUUUCCUGAGUACUCUAUGCAUUAGUUUGUGACAACACUAUAGCUUGAAAAUUGUUUCUAUGCAUUUGUAUAUACCUCAUAAAUGCCUUUGUAGAUAUUGGACUGAUAAAACUGAGUACAGAUACUGCUGCACUGUAAUAUAGAUGUACAUCUGUAUUCAGUUGAUCUGACUGUAUAUUGUCUUUAUUGAAAUGUUCUCCUGAACCAAUAAUGCACACGUCAAAUUUA
This is a messenger RNA of Ctenopharyngodon idella (grass carp), 4630 nucleotides long. It is a transcript of the gene cacnb2b, whose product is annotated as calcium channel, voltage-dependent, beta 2b. The record is from RefSeq and is a predicted model, not a curated record. Gene Ontology annotation, biological process: chemical synaptic transmission; calcium ion transmembrane transport; regulation of voltage-gated calcium channel activity. Gene Ontology annotation, molecular function: high voltage-gated calcium channel activity; protein binding. Lineage: Eukaryota; Metazoa; Chordata; Actinopteri; Cypriniformes; Xenocyprididae. Gene Ontology annotation, cellular component: voltage-gated calcium channel complex. Bases 400 to 2223 code for a protein of 607 amino acids. The transcript is spliced from 13 exons.